Hydra vulgaris (swiftwater hydra) is the source of this 1587-nucleotide messenger RNA. Lineage: Eukaryota; Metazoa; Cnidaria; Hydrozoa; Anthoathecata; Hydridae. The record is from RefSeq and is a predicted model, not a curated record.
UGGUUUAUCCUCCUCCAGCUAAUUGCCAUACGGAGGCCACAUUACCAAGGACCCCAAAGACAAGUUCAGCUAAUUAAUAGCGUCAUAAACUUAUCUACGGACUAAAGGUAAAGUGAGUUUAGGAAGAACGAAGAUAUGUUAGAGUGAAAGACAGAAGUAGUCGUGUUAGAAAGAUUGCAUAGGGAAAGCAGACAGGAUUACACUUGAUGUUAGGAGGUGCAAUUGGUUGAAAACAUACACUUAAUUAGGUCACCUAAUUAAUGUAUACGGAUCAACACAAAUACUAAUGGUUAUACUAUAUUGUCUUCUUGUGAUAAAUGCCUUCGGAUUUUCAACUUCUCAAAGUUCAUCGAUUUGGCCUUCAAAAUCUUCAAUAACAAUCCAACCGACAGUUGCAAUCGCUGGAACUAUGGCACCAUUAGAAACUCCUACUCCUGUCAUUGUAACGUUUCCACCAACAGAAAAACUAGCAUGCGAUUCAAACCCAUGUUUUAACGGUGCAACGUGUACAAAUCUUUUUCCAAGAAAUACAAAUUAUAAAUGCGACUGUGCAAAUGGUUGGACGGGUGUUAACUGUGAUUUUUCUACAAGUGGUUUUAAAGCAAAAACUGGAGUUCAAUAUUUCAAAGUAGAGAACUUCACAAUCUCAUCAACUUCAUCAGUAAAUAUAGUAUAUCUUCUAUUUGAUAACUCAACUGACUUGUUUAAAGAAACGUGCGACGUAUUUAAAACUAAUCUAAACAACACUAUUUCUGCAUCUGAUCCGAGUAUUUUACUAUUAAAUCUGAGAUGCUUAAGUUUUACAUUUUCAAGUUAUUACUACGUUACCUAUAUAAUGGACUUCCCCACGAGUAACAAAAUUUCAACCCAACGUUUAUUAAAAGCUAUUGACAGUGGAAUUCAACUUCAUCAGAACAAAAAUCUUACGGCUGGUUUAGUGUAUAAUAGUACUUUAAUUGAAGAUUUAGACGAAUGUCAAAACUCUCCUGGCUACUGUCAUCCAUCUGCAAUAUGCUCAAACAAUAUAGGUGGGUACACAUGUCAUUGUCCUAUACGCUACAUUAUGCAAUUCAAUGGACAAUGCCAGGAAACAACAACAAAUUCAAACAAUAUGUUAGCUAUACUUUUACCAACAGUAUGUGGAACGUUUCUUUUGUUUGUUGUUGCAUUGUGUUUAUUUAUAGCAGUUCGUCGUAAACGUGCAUGUGAUGGUUUAACAAAAGUAUGAAUUACGAAAAACCCAGGUUUUACAUUUGGUAACCACCAUCAUUCGCCGCAAACGAAUUUACUUAUUUAUUUGUAAGUAAAAGGUUUGCGUACAAGAAAAGGUAUGCGAUCCUUGUGAGAUUAAUUGAUAUGAAAGAAACAAAUACUGUUCCAAAAUGUUUCCGAAUUUCGUUGAAUACAUUUUUGUUGAAUACAUAAUGUUGGUUGAAUCAUCAUUGAGUGGAUUUCUGCUGAUUUAACAAAAUGCAUUUAUUGAUAAAGCACAAAGUUCUCACUGAUAGCUUGAAGAUUUAACAUCUCGCUUGAACCCAAUCAAUUGUUUUUUAAUUAGUCUGUAUAUACUUAUGAUAAUUUUAUAUG